CUUGUGCUAAUGCAGAGAGGAAAAGGGAGGGGAGAAUCGCUACAGCCCCAGCAGCCUUUUCAAACACAAAUACACCGCACAUUUUACACGUUUCCCCAGCAGAAACCCGGACCCCGAGAGUCGGAUAUCGUCUACGAUCGGCAUCCCGCUCCCAACGCGUCCCGAGGCGGCGGCAGGGCGGCUGGACAAACCCAACAAACCCCGGACCGGAGAAAAGCGGCCUGUUUUGUUCCUGAUCUCCCGGAGCCGAGGCUCAAGCUCGCUGGCGACCGGUGGAGCAGCUUCUAUCGCCUCCUUUCAUGCUUUUUUGGACGUUUCUUCUUUCCUUUUUGCCUCGCCGUGCCCGUGUACUUCAAGUUAUGUCGCUGACGUGAGCUACUAAGCUAACGAACUGAAGCUAACGUUGUUUUCGGCGGCUCGCGAGAAAGUCGUCCGAAAAGCGGGCCUGUUUUGUUUUUGCAGCGCCAUGAAAAGCAGAGGGGCACAAUAACACACACACACACACACACAGACAUAUAUCCGUACACACACACUGGUUCCUCGGCUCUCCGCCUGCGCCGGGCGCUAACGUUAACGCUAACGGCGGCUCGCUCGCCGCGAGGAAGGCAGGUGAUGUGAAAAAGCGGCGCCGCGGCCGCGAAACGACGACUGGAGUCGACGACGGGGAGCUAACGCGACCCCAGCAGGUGGAAAGAAAUCUGGAAGGUUUGAAUCCAGCAGCUCCGGGCUGCUCUUUGGAGGCCAGCUAGCGUUUAGCGUUAGCAUUACGGCUCCUCCGCGGCGAAGAGCGCCGCCACUGUUAUUGUUGUUGAAUUUGAAAACGAAAAAAGGCGAAAGAAGCUGAUAUCCCCCCUCCUCCUCCUCCUUCACCUCCUCCUCAUCCCCCCUGAAGAAACAGGCCCUCUUCUUCCCAGCAAGGGUCGUUUUUUUCGGAUUCAGCACGAGCUCAUGAUGAUCAUUCGGGCUCGUUUUCUGUCACGGAUGAGAGGAAAAGCCGUCAGAAGUAAUGGGGUGGUGGUGGUUGUGCUGAACGCGAUGUGCGCCGCUGUGCUUCUGUGGAAAGACAUUUCCAGCGUACGUGUGCGCUGAUCAGCUCCCCGUGCUAACCGGGCUACAACGCUCAGCCGUGGAUUAUAAUAUACACCUAUAUAGCUUAUAUAUGUACGAGUUGGGCUCCGGUCACCGCGUGGAACGUCUGCGGAGACGUCGGACUUGCAGCCCGUGAACAUUAUCACGGAGGACGGCGUUGGUCAGCGAGGUCCGCCUUCCUUCCUAGCCAAGGCAUUAAUCUGACUGGGCCACAUUGUGGAGAACGUUGGCCGGCGGGACCUGCUGCGUGAUCCUUUCCUCCCCCCCUUUCUCUCUCUCUCUCACUCUCUCUUUCUCUCUCCCUAUCUCUCUCUCUCUGUUUAUUUUCUCCCCGAGCUGCAUCUGUCGAGCCCUGAGACUUGCUGAGGAUGAACCCGGUGAAUGCGACCGCUCUCUACGUGUCCGCUUGCCGUUCGGUGCUGCAGUGCGAUCCCCGGGACCCCCAGGCUUUAGCCGAGCUCUAUAAGCUACUACCGUUCUUCAGACAGUCCCUCGCCUGCCUAGUGUGCGGGAAGUUGCUCCAAGAUCCGAUCGCCCCGACCAACUCAUCGUGCCAGCACUAUGUCUGCAAAACGUGUAAAGGCAAAAAGAUGAUGAUGAAGCCGUCUUGCAGCUGGUGUAAGGACUAUGACCAGUUUGAGGAGAAUAAGCAGCUAUGUAUUUUGGUAGAUUGCUACAGGAAGCUCUGCGAGUACAUCGCAGAGUCUCCCCUUGCCUCCCACAUUUCAAGUGCUGUGGGGGGAUCCCCGGACAUACUGGCUCUGUUGAACGAGGGCCUUUCGUUGGACAAUAACAAACAGGGGGAGGACUCUCUUUCACUGAGCUUGACGCAACAGUCUCCUCCUCCCUCAACCUCGGAGACGCCUCCUGAGGAGGAUCCGUCGCCCCAUUCGUCCGAGGUGAAAGAGCAGACCCUGAGUCCGUUAGGGGUGAACGGCCUUCAGGACUGUAACGGGUUAAGUAACGUGGACGAGUUAACAUCCAGCUUGCCCUCACCUCACAGUAAUGUCCCGGUGACAGUGGAAGUGGAGGGUGAGGUGGUGAAACAAGAGAACUUUAGUAAUGAAAUUCCUGUAAGUGAGGCUGUGGCAGCGGCCGGUGAGGAGCUUUGUGCCAGCAGCAUGGACAUAUGCGGUUUCGGAGAGGACAUAAAGCACGAUGGGGGUACUCUCUUGUUGAGCGUUGAGGAGGUGCUCAGGACUCUGGAGCCAGACCACGUUCCUCAGGAUGAGUGCCCUGCUAUCCUACAGUCAAGCCUCGAGGCUUCAGGGAACAUAAACGGACCGUUUGGCUGUUCCACCACCUCUGCUGAUUCUUCUCGGCAGCUUUCCUCCCUUCCCCUUGACUCUGCAGGGGUCUUGGCGCCCCAGCAUCCGGCCACACAGCAGAACCCUCAGCCCUCCUCUGGAAUAUCCUGUUCUGCUGUUACUCCCAGAGUGCCACGGUCUAGCCGUAAACGCUCCCGCUCUGAGAGCGACAGCGAAAAGAUUCUGCCCCUGCCCAUCUCUACCAUUAUCAGGGGGCCCGCUCUUGGUGCCUCUGUGACUGUUCCUGUCAAGUGUGAACCUAAAGCUCCAGCACAGGCUGCACCCCACAUGGCGGCUGUCCCCAACGGUGGGGGGUUGUCGAAAGUGGGGAAGGCCUUGUUGGUGCCCAGUAAAAGUGUCAAAAAGCCUCUUGACCAGCAUGGACCCAAAAAGGCGUACACAAAGGCAAAACAGACCACUCCCAAGUCGAAAGAUAAGACGAAAGAACGGAUUGCGACCAAUCCCCUUGUUCCGGGGAGCCCGACAAAAGUGGUGUACAAGAAGCCGCAGGAGAAGAAGGGCUGCAAGUGCGGCAGAGCCACCCAAAACCCAAGUGUUCUUACGUGUCGGGGCCAGCGAUGCCCGUGUUACUCCAACCGCAAAGCCUGUCUGGACUGCAUAUGCCGAGGCUGCCAGAACUCCUACAUGGCCAACGGUGAGAAGAAACUGGAGGCGUUCGCCGUGCCGGAGAAAGCCCUAGAGCAGACCAGGCUCACCCUGGGUAUCAAUGUCACCAGCAUAGCAGUGAGAAACGCGGCCGGCAGCGGGGCUGGGGGGGUGCUGAAUGUCACCUCUGCCGCAGGCCCACCUGUAGCCACGUUUUUAGCUGCUGGACAUCAUGAAGACAAGGGUUUUGAUGAGACUUUGGAUAUGAGGUUUGACUGUUGAGCCCCGCACAAUGCUCUUACCAUCGCACCCCCUUAUUCCAGCCUGGCUCACUCUUGGCAAGGUGCCACCGAGACCUGGAGGGGAGCCAGCGGAGUCAACAAAAUAAGGCAGCUACUGUGAUUCUGUUCCAGUUCAUGUUAUCAAUUGAAUUAGUCGUUGCUGAAGCUUGUGCCUAUAAAUCACUUGUAACUUGCUUUUUUUUGUUGUCUUACACACUAUUGUGAAUUAGAAAAGAGUCAUGUUACUGUAAGUUGAAAAUUCUUUUGGCAGAAUUUUUUUUUUUUUUUAAUUAUUAUUGUUUCACUACAAGUGAUCUAUACGCCAUGAUCUUUGGCAAGAAAUGCUUGACCUCGUUGUUGUGGGUCAUGUUAUGUGCAUAUGUGGAUGACUUUUGAGUUAGUAGGCUAGAAGACGAGACCUGUUCAAAGAAAUGGUACCUGCUAUGUCAGUAGAGACUGGUUGUAUUUAUAAACAUUUUUGUACACAGACCUAUGGAAUUCAAUUUAAAAGUACAUUUUAUGAUAUAUUUUUUAAGUUACAUUAACAACAUUUGCAGUAUUUAUUGGGCAUCACUUAACAUAGAUUGCAGUCCAUCUAGGGCUUCAUCAGGAUACCAUUUCUACAGAUGCAAGUCACUGAGAUGCAGUAUGUUCGGUUUCUGUCUAAAUUAUGUUGCAGUCCUGUUUGUGCUAGUUUAUGCUGUCUAAAACUUUUUUUCCCUUGGGGCAUUUAAAUACCUGUAAUAUAAAUGUAACAUAUUUCCACAUAAAAAGAAAAAAUCUAAACCUGACUCCUGUCUUUUAU
Colossoma macropomum (tambaqui) is the source of this 4088-nucleotide messenger RNA. RefSeq names its product MSL complex subunit 2b (gene msl2b). Gene Ontology annotation, cellular component: MSL complex. The coding region runs from base 1458 to 3284 and encodes 608 amino acids. The record is from RefSeq and is a predicted model, not a curated record. The transcript is spliced from 2 exons. Gene Ontology annotation, molecular function: ubiquitin protein ligase activity. NCBI's taxonomy places the organism in Eukaryota, Metazoa, Chordata, Actinopteri, Characiformes, Serrasalmidae.